Messenger RNA from Linum tenue, 1772 nucleotides. The record is from the annotation of a GenBank genome assembly. NCBI's taxonomy places the organism in Eukaryota, Viridiplantae, Streptophyta, Magnoliopsida, Malpighiales, Linaceae.
CACAUUUGCACAAUUUUCAUUUCCUCGAUCACAUCGACCAAAUCUGGCCCCUCGAAUACCACGCGCGUGUCGUCCCACCACGCGCCGCUCCAGUCCACCGUUGAGACCAUAAAUGAAGCGGAGCGGGGAGGAAAAAAAGGGCGCUGAUUUCUGGUAUACAGAAAACGGCCUCCAAUUUUUCUCCCUUUUUUUUUUCUUCUUCUUCUGCUUCCUCCUUUCCCUCUCGUCCUCUCUCCACCGGAAAAGCCGAAAACUAAUUAGACGAAGAUGUCGAUGGAGCUUUCUGCCUGCAAUGUAACGGACAGAAUCCACGCCCUUCUUCCCCAAUGCAGAUUCCUCGCCCCAUACUCCCGCCCUUUCCCUCCCCGUCGCACCCUUGUUUUCUCCUCCUCCUCCUCCUCCGCCGUAUGCAAAGCAUCGGUUCAGUCGGUUGACGGCGGGGUUGUGUCGGCAAUUGAAUCUGGGUCGGCGACGGCGAGAGGAAGCUUCGCGGAUACGCUGAGGCUGGGGAGCUUGACGGAGGAUGGGUUGUCGUAUAAGGAGAAGUUCAUAGUGAGGUGCUAUGAAGUUGGGAUUAACAAGACAGCCACUGUUGAGACUAUUGCUAAUCUCUUACAGGAAGUCGGGUGCAACCAUGCUCAAGGUGUUGGAUUUUCAACAGACGGGUUUGCAACAACUCCCACCAUGAGGAAAUUGCAUCUCAUUUGGGUGACUGCUCGCAUGCACAUUGAAAUCUACAGAUACCCAGCUUGGAGUGAUGUAGUUGAGAUAGAGACGUGGUGCCAGAGUGAGGGUAGGAUUGGAACCAGGCGUGACUGGAUCAUGAAGGACUAUGCUACUGGUGAAGUUAUUGGAAGAGCUACAAGCAAGUGGGUGAUGAUGAAUCAAGAUACUAGGCGGCUUCAGAAAGUCAAUGAUGAAGUUCGUGAGGAGUACCUAGUCUUCUGUCCAAGAGAACCAAGAUUAUCAUUCCCAGAGGCAAACAACCGCAGCUUGAAGAAGAUUUUGAAACUAGAAGAUCCCGCUCAACAUUCAAGACUGGGUCUUACGCCAAGAAGAGCUGAUCUGGAUAUGAAUCAACACGUCAACAAUGUGGCGUAUAUUGGAUGGGUUCUCGAGAGCAUGCCUCAAGAAGUGAUCGACACGCAUGAACUGCAAACAAUCACCUUGGAUUACAGAAGAGAAUGCCAGCAAGACGAUGUAGUCGAUUCACUCACUAGCGUGGAACCCGUCGACGAGCCAGAAGUCCAUGGCAAGACAAACGGGUCAGCCUUGUCACCUGCGGAGGAAUCCCUCAACUUCCUCCACAUGCUUAGAUUGGCAGGUGAGCAAGGGCUCGAGAUAAACAGAGGACGCACUGAAUGGAGAAAGAAACUAGGGAGAUGAAAGAGCCGUCACCCUAGGAGCACAUUUAUGUAACUUCCAGAUACCUUUCUUAUUACAGUUUUGGAGCUGGUGUGUUUUUAUUUUCCCAGGUGUGUGCUUUUGCUUGGUGAGUGGGUUAGUUACUUGGUUGUAGUUCGCUUUGCCUGCCCGGCUAGCUUUACAGAAGGUGUGGGACUGAAGAUUGUUUUGUUAUACUGCUAUAUAUAUAAAGAGAGAGCGAAGAGGAACACUGAUGCAUAGACAUUACAGCUAGCUGAUAGUCACAACUCAAUUCCAGAUGAACAAACUGUUGUACCUUAUAUAUCCCACCUGUUGUUUUUCCCACUGCAGUCGUUGUAUACUUGUUUUACAUUUGCCACUAAAUUUUUGUUAUUGCAUUAGCCUUC